AAGUCAAACCUUGUAGGUUUCAAAGCAUGUGUUGACAUUUUUCGUCGUUUACAUGCGGGGAAAGUGCUGAAAAUGCACCUGAUAACAAUAUGAAAUCGCGGUGUAAAAUCAAACAACAGCAAAAUGACGGAAAGAGUCCAGGCGAUGCCGGUAAAGAGUUUUCUGGAGAACAUGGGACUAGUUCAGUACUUGGACAUGUUUUUGAUAAAGGGGUACGACAAUGAAACGGACGUUACCUCUCUAGACGAGAAAGACCUCGAUGCAAUGUUAAUCUCGGAUCCUGAUCAUAGGCACCAAAUAUUACAGGCCGCGGCCCAGUACCGGUCCCCGGGAAGUUUUCGAGUCUUGGCCUGGUUACAGAGGAAUGGUCUAGAACAUUAUUACGUUAGCUUCGUGCAGAGCGAAAUCACGUCAAUGAACGACGUAAGAAAUAUGAAUGUAAAUGAGGACAUGUUUGAUGAACUUGAAAUAACUCUGCCUGGACACAAAAAGAGGCUGAAAAGAGCAGUGGCCCAGUUAAAGAAGGAGCAGGACGGACACAGUCCAACUGAGGACAUAUUGGCAUGUGGUCGAUGGAAAAAGCCAGCAACACUCAGUGAUGCCAAGUUCGAUUUCCUCGUCGUGGAUGCAUGUAUCUAUUCCACCAAAGAAUCCGACAAAUUUCACCGUAUAGAGUUUAUGGUAGACACAGGCAGUGACGUGACCACAAUUAGACAAGAAGUCCUCGAUGAACUAGAUCUAGAAAUUCUGGGGCGGAUACACAGUAAAGGCGUUCACGGAUCCAAAACCACCAACCUAUACAAGGCAAAAAUACUCAUAGGGAACCAGGAGAUGGAGAUAGAGGUGAUGGGAGAGAGUUACGAUUCUUUAGGGAGUCGAGUUGUUCGACAUUUUCGCCAUUACAUUGAUGGCAAGCAUCAUGUGUGGCUUCGCGGGAAUUUCUGUGAUGAGGACAGUAAACUUUGUCAAACGGCCAAAUAUCAGGCCCUGAAUGAUAGCCAGUCUGUCAGUUGUGAAAUUUUAAACAGUGCAAUAGCUGCCAAACCAAGCAGUCCCAAUAUCCAAAACAAUAAUGCAUCAGACGACCCAGUUCUGUGUAAUUCUACCUCAAACAAAAGGAAACGGACAUCAGAGGAAUCGGCGGAGGACGGCAUUCCUUCCAAAAUGUCUUCCGCAACAUACCUUCACAUAUCACCGGAUGAAUUAGACCUAUAAAGCAAUAGUUCUUGUAACUCACAGAAACCAAUAGUUGAAUACAAACUGCUGUCUUCUUUCUGUUUGGUAUCUCCCGAUAUGAAAUACUUCACACUUUCCGUCCAUGUUCUUCCAUUGCAGUAGUAUGAAUGGAAUGUAAUAAGUUUAGUAGGCUAUAAAAUGUUCUGAGUAUGUACAACCCCACAAUCCGUAUACUCCAAACCACACUCAUUAUUCCACUCUAAUUUAGGUAUACCUUAUGAGUACGAGUAUCGCUUUGGAGCAUAGAUUAUGGGUACGGCCGGAGUACAUACUAAGAACAUUUUAUAACCUCCGGGCUAGUUUCUUUGUCAUUUUAGAUGUAUAUAUAUCUACAUAUAUAUAUAGACGUGUUAAUUAUACUCAAAUAAUAUAAUCAUUUAUUCUUUGAACUGUUAUGAUCAUCCUCAUAUUUAUAAGUGAUUGUUGUGUAUUUGUACAAAUAUUUAACCUAUGUAUUAAAUUUGAUAUGUAUCUUCAA
This is a messenger RNA of Ostrea edulis (European flat oyster), 1714 nucleotides long. RefSeq lists its product as uncharacterized. The coding region runs from base 124 to 1215 and encodes 363 amino acids. Gene Ontology annotation, biological process: proteolysis. The transcript is spliced from 5 exons. Lineage: Eukaryota; Metazoa; Mollusca; Bivalvia; Ostreida; Ostreidae. Gene Ontology annotation, molecular function: protein binding; aspartic-type endopeptidase activity. The record is from RefSeq and is a predicted model, not a curated record.